AUGCCACGUGGCAGGCGCUCGUCUGCAAUCUCACGGUCGCGGAGCUCCACAAGACGGUCGCAAAGUCCCGCAAGAACAAACAAUGAUGGCAGCACAAGCGAGGGAAUGCAGGGGCAGCAGGUGCACCAGGGGUUGCACCAGGGGAGGAAGGAGGGACGGCAGCGGGUGGUGUGCCUGUCCUUGAGCGGUGCUGUCUAUGCAGAGGUGUGGUUGGACAAGCCUGCCACAGUGAACCAGCUGAGGAGUGAAGUAAAGGCCAUGGUUGAAACGGCUCCAGGCUGUGGUCUCAGCUUCUUUACGCCUGGAGGUGGGGAGCUCUCAGAGGGUGCAACCAUUCCCGAAGAGCUCGAAGAGGUCAACGUGGUGCUUUCCUCACGAAAACUUCUGGCCACAGCAUGUUCUGAUGGCUCAGCUGCCUUGUGGGAUGCUGCCACGGGCGAAUGGUUAACAUCCUUCCUUGGCCACGACCUCUCCGUGAUGUCUGUGGCCUUGUCACCAGACGGCGAGUGCGUAGCGACGGGCUCCUCGGACCACACCGUGCGGCUGUGGAGCGUUCCACGGCUCUCCUGGAGGCUAACCCUACGCGGUCACCAGCGCGCUGUCCAAUGCGUGAACUUCUCGAACGACAGCAGCCGACUGGUCUCCGCUUCCUCCGACUGCACCGCACGCAUUUGGAGUGCUGGCAGCUUUGGCGAGUGCCUCGCGGUCGUGCGGAGGCAUCGCAAGGACGUCUUGUGGGCUGGGUUCUCACCAGACGACGCACGACUGCUCACAGCUUCAGAGGAUCGCAGGGCGAUCGUGUGGGAUGCAGGUCCAGGUUCCCUGGAAUGGCAGCAAACCAUUGAGUGUCAGAACAAGCCGUUAACAUGUGCAGCCUGGUCAGCCGACAGUCUUCAUGUAGCCAUUGCGGCACGGGGCCGCGAGAUCUACGUAUGGAAGACUCGACAGACAUGUGGAGUCCAGCAGAAGUUGGACAAUUCCUCUGCAGUUUUUGCGGUGUGCUGGAACCCGGAGUCCAGGACACAUCUGGCAGCGGCCUUGGAAGAUCGAUGCGUCUGUGUUUGGGAUGCCUUCUCGGGUGAGCGCGUCGCUCACCUACAAGGCCACAGCGGGAAGGUCUUUGGCAUCAGCUACUCAGAUGAUGGCCGACUUUUGGCAAGUGCUUCCGCAGACGAGACUGUGAGAGUCUGGAGUGCUCAGACCUACGGCUACCUCAGGACGCUGGAGGGGCACUUUUCCGUGAUUAACUCUGUGAGCUUCUCUGCCGCCGCCAGCUCCUGCUGA
Symbiodinium natans is the source of this 1284-nucleotide messenger RNA. The record is from the annotation of a GenBank genome assembly. Lineage: Eukaryota; Dinophyceae; Suessiales; Symbiodiniaceae.